UCUGUGUCACAGUGUUUAUUUUGAAGACCAGUCCGUGUGUGUGUGUGUUUGUGUGAGUGAGUGUGUGUGUGUGUUUCAGCAGAAAGGAGGAAAGAUAGCACAAGAACCACAGAAAGAGGAAAGGCAGCUGAAAGGGGGAAGAGAGCAGAGAGAGGGAGCGAGAGACGCAGCGGUGUCACCGAUCAAAAGAGGAAGCUUCAGCGAGUCACGCCACCACAAGCCAACAGAAUACCGUCUCCAGCACGUCACCACCCAAGAGAAGACCGUCCACAGCGCAACACCACCACCCAGCAGAAUACCGUCUCCAGCACGUCAGCACCCAAGAGAAGACCGUCCCCAGCACGACACCACCACCCAACAGAAGGCCGUCUCCAGCACGACAGAGCUUACAGAUACGACUGUAUGCAAGAUAACUGAUACAGUUGUCUCUAGGCUGACUGUCUCUAGGCUAACAGAUAAGACUGUCUGCAGUUUGUCCACUACACCACUGGGCUGACUGGACAGCAGACACCAGGGUGCAGGCCAGGGGUAUGACAUCAGCGCGCCAGAGUCCAAUGGCCACCAGGAGUAGUGGAAGAGAACGGACACACUGCCCCCUACAGGCAGACAGGCACACUGGCAUUCUGCUGAUGAUGAUGAUGAUGAUGAUGUCAGCGCAUGGUCUGGACUCCAUGUGUGAUGCUACUCAGGAUGCUGCAUGUGAUGGGGCUCUGGGAGAACCUGUGUACCUGCAGCUGAUGAGGAACACCAAAGGACAUCAGCUGAGCCUCUAUUAUAAUGACAUAGCUGUUUUUAAAUUCAGAAAAUUCAAGUCAGUGUUCUAUGAGGACUUCAACACCACAUCAGUCCUCCAGAGGUGGCAGUUUGUUUCUGAUAACGGGACCAUGAUUAUCAACCCUGCAGAGAGGAGAGACGCAGGAACAUACAGAGUGGAGAUCACUGAUAAAGACGGGAAAUCAGUGGGAGAUCACACAGUGCAGCUGAUUAUAGAAGCCCCUGUGUCUGGUGUGGACCUGUCAAUCAGCUGCUCAGCCAAUGGGGAGAGGAGUGUAAGGUGCUCCUCCAAUGGGGACAGUCCUCAGUACAGCUGGUCUCUGGAUGGGAGGCCCCUGGGUGAAGCUGAUGCUGAUCUCAGUUCAGAUAACCAGCCUCUCCUGCUGAGGGGGAAUGUGACUGGACAACUCACCUGCAGCGUCAGGAACCACGUCAGCAGCAAACACACCACCAGACUGAUGGAGCUCUGCUAUGGUGCCUCCACCACUCCACCAGCUAACCACACCCUCCCCUCUGCCCACACAGAGCGCCCAGUCUCAGACACUGCAGUGAUUUAUGUGUCAUCCUUCCUGGUGUUCAUCCUUGUGUGUCUGUGUGUUGCUGCGUGGAUGUUCUACAUCUGGAGGAAAAGGAGAAAUACACACACACCAGUAAAGGAAGACCCUGAUGGUGUAGUGUAUGUCAAGGUAACUAGCAACACCAGAAGAUCAGACAUGCAAGGUGUGGAAGCCCAGGAGGUGGUGUAUUCUGAUGUUGCCACGGCGAACAGGAGGAGCAGAUGCAAGAGCAGGAAGCCUCCAGCAGAGGCAUAUGAGUUGGAGUAUGCGGAGGUGUCGGCUUAUAAGCGUCGAGCUCCAGGUGACACACACACACCAGCAGAGACGGUGGAGUACGGGGAAGUGCGAGUACACACACACACACCUGCACAGCAGGACAACAGUGUGUAUGCUCACGUGGACCCACGACAGUGAGGGCUGUGCCAAUGUGUGUGUGUGUGUGUGUGUGUGGGUAUGUGUGUGUGUAUACAGUUGUAUUAUCAGGUUAUGGUCCAGUUAAAUGCUUGACCAUAACUGACAUAGCUAUGAAGUGACACACUUGACUUGGGAUUUUAUCUAGAGAAGAUAACACACUCUUAUAUUGAAUUCAGUAGGACAGCCAGGCUGUUGUUCAGGGUUCCCAUGGGUCAUCGAAUUUCUGGAAUAUCAUGGAUUUUAGAAAGUUUAUUCCAGACAUGGAAAGUCAGGGAAUUUGAUCAUUCUUGGGACAAAGGCAUGGAAUAUCAGGGAUUUUUAUUGUAGCAGUUUAAAAUUGACUUGCCGAAAUACAUUAAUACAGAUAUAUUUCCCUGCAGAAUUGGUGUAUAUCUGGUUAUUAGCUUUACUGCUUGUUUGAGUAGUUGUGAUUAGCCAAACUUUGUUUAUUCAAUGCCCAUUUAAUCAUCUUCCUAAAAAAGUAAAAGAUUCUUGAAUGCUC
Molecule: messenger RNA, 2247 nt
Organism: Alosa sapidissima (American shad)
Lineage: Eukaryota; Metazoa; Chordata; Actinopteri; Clupeiformes; Clupeidae
Exons: 10
Coding region: 531-1745 (404 amino acids)
Source: RefSeq, a predicted model, not a curated record